Messenger RNA from Acomys russatus (golden spiny mouse), 1530 nucleotides. RefSeq names its product dynein axonemal light chain 4 (gene Dnal4). Gene Ontology annotation, molecular function: dynein intermediate chain binding; dynein light intermediate chain binding. Bases 334 to 651 code for a protein of 105 amino acids. The record is from RefSeq and is a predicted model, not a curated record. Gene Ontology annotation, biological process: microtubule-based process. The transcript has 3 exons. Gene Ontology annotation, cellular component: dynein complex. Lineage: Eukaryota; Metazoa; Chordata; Mammalia; Rodentia; Muridae.
GUCUGUCUUGACAAUGACAGUGUGUUCUUGCAGUAUCUCGGGUUGACUCACCCUCCGUCUGCAGACUUGCUGGCCAUUUGGGAAAGGAGGCAGAGGCGUUGAGAUGGGAGGUGUCAGAUUGUCACUGAGACAUUUCUAAUCUGUGAUGUGUGGUUCUGAAGCCAACUCUUCCCGCCUGCUUUUCCUGUUUUCUGCAGCACCCCUGGGGAAAGACAUUUUCUGCUCCCGCCAAGUUGGCAAGGCCUGCUUCCCGAGCUGGGCAGGCGCUGUGAUUGCCGGGCCCAGCGCCUCCUGAAAGCCCUACUCUCCUCCUGAGGGCACACUGGGAGGAUCAUGGGAGAGACAGAAGGAAAGAAAGAGGAGGCUGACUAUAAGCGGCUGCAGACCUUCCCCCUGGUCAGGCACUCGGACAUGCCAGAGGAGAUGCGAGUGGAGACCAUGGAGCUUUGUGUCACAGCCUGUGAGAAGUUCUCCAACAACAACGAGAGUGCUGCAAAGAUGAUCAAAGAGACAAUGGACAAGAAGUUCGGCUCCUCCUGGCAUGUGGUGAUCGGCGAGGGCUUUGGGUUUGAGAUCACCCACGAGGUGAAGAACCUCCUCUACCUGUACUUCGGGGGAACCCUGGCCGUGUGCGUGUGGAAGUGCUCCUGACAUCUUCACUGUGGCUCUCCUGCCUCUCCUCUGGGCUGGGGAGCAGCCCUAGGCAGAGCCUGGCCCUUGCAAGGAGAGUUCAGUCUUGUCUUUUGUCUUGUGUACCAGUUUCCUGAGCCAUGCCCGAGUGUGCAUUUAGUGACAUCUCCACCCCCGGGCUCUCUGUUUUCUCCCUGAGUCCUGAGCUGUGGACAGGCAUCUCUGUGCAUGAGGGGUGAGGCCAUGGGAUUUUUCUCCUUGGAAUGGACUGGUACCACCUUUUCAUCCCAGGAGCCCCAAAGCCCCUCUGCCCCCAGGACUGCUGGGAAGUAUCUACUGCCCUCAUCAUCAGUGGCUCUGUGGAAGCAGCCUAAGAGGAGGCUCUUCUCAUGAGACCCAGGGACUUCUCUCCUUGUCAUUGGGGAAGGGGGCUCCCUCUCCCCUUCCCCAGCCUGACCCUGGACGAACAGACUACCACCUCCUACUGGACCAGCAAUUCCCACUCCUGGCUUUGGCUUGAGGAUCAGUCUUCCUGUCCCCUUCUCCCAGCCCGGGCCACAUGAACCUUUCACAUCACCUCCACCAGAUCAGCUGCUUGGCUGAGAGCUAGGGCUGCGGUACAGAGCGAGUUCUCAAGGUGUCACUGAGCUCCGGUGAGACACCUAGGCCAGGAGUGCUCUCACCGCGGGGCCCCGUUAGCAGGGAAACCUGGCCUGCCAGGGACUUCAUCAGGGACCGCAUGCUAUUUGUACUUCUUACCUUGCUGGCUUUUCUAGAUUCUUUUUGAGUGUGGGAAGAAGGGUUUUAGUAGAAGGGUGAAUCAUAUUUUACACAGCGGUCUUAUUUAUAUAAACGUGUUGGUUUUUACAAUUAAAAUGACCAAAAACUAAACUUGGUCUA